This is a messenger RNA of Rosa rugosa (rugosa rose), 573 nucleotides long. Its product is annotated as B3 domain-containing protein REM20-like. Bases 1 to 573 code for a protein of 190 amino acids. NCBI's taxonomy places the organism in Eukaryota, Viridiplantae, Streptophyta, Magnoliopsida, Rosales, Rosaceae. The record is from RefSeq and is a predicted model, not a curated record. The transcript is spliced from 2 exons. Gene Ontology annotation, molecular function: DNA binding.
AUGGCUUCUCAUGGCCGGAGGAAUCGUAAAGGCUCUGUCUUUCCAGUCACCAUUCCAAGCUUCUUCGUGAUAGUCUUGGCUCAAGCACUUGAAGAUGGAAAACUUGAAAUUCCAAGAACUGUUGUGAGGCAAUGUGGAGAUCGUCUGGCACAGAUAAUACUUAUCCAGGUUUCUGAAGGAGCAGGCUGGGGAAUCGAGUUGACAAAGAGUAACAGAAAGAUUUGGCUGCAAAAGGGUUGGCCUGGAUUCGCGAAGCAUUACUCACUGGAGCAUGGUAGCUUACUCCUCUUCAGCUCCCAAGGGGAUUACUUGCAUUUCGGGGUACAGAUUUUCAAGAGGAACACUUUGGAGAUAAACUAUCCACCUUUGGAGAUGAAUUAUCCACCGAAUUCAAGUAGCACUGUGGAGAUGAAUCCUGCAUCCGGUUCAAGCCAUGAUGAUAGUGCUGAUGCUUUUGCUGACAAUGAUGACAAUGAUGCUGAUGAUGAGGAUGACGACAAUGAUGAUGCUGAUGAUGGUGGUGCUAAUGAUGGGGAUGCAGGAUCUAAUGAAGAUGUUACUAUGUCAGACUAA